CUCCCAACGUCGCCCGCGGAGCACAUCACCAGUGUGAUAUUGGCUGGCUGCUUGCAUCAGCCAUACACAGGCAUCGUCGUCCCCAGCCGCCCUCUCAUUGGCCUCUCUGUCGAACGAUGCUUUCUUUCGCAUGCUCCACUACACUGACAAGUCGUCUCGUUGCCCCCAACCAUGCGGUGGGCGGCACGAGUAACACGGCAUCUCGUGUGGCUUUCCACGAAUCCACCAGACGGGAAGGGCUGGAGAGCGAAGGAAGAGAGGGUAGUGGCCCGCAACCAGCGGCCUCGCGUUGGCCUCAAAGGACGGCCGCUCAAGCCAUAUAAUGGAAGCCUCCCAUCUUCCCUUUCCGUCUUCCUUUUCUCUUCCUCUUCUUCAGCAAGCUUUCAAACAACUAAUUUCAGUUUCUCGUUUUCCUCCUACCCCCGUUUGUUCUUCUUUCUUUCCAUAGAGCCGGUCUCUAUCUUAAUUCACACUCCAAACUAAUACCCAGCCUUUUCAAAACACCAUCACCAAAGUUGCCGGUCAACUUGUUACCCCCCAAAUAAACGGAAAUCUGGAAUUUCUUGCUCAUCACGCACAUUAUUGACCAAUCGUCAUCUAAUCGCAGCACCUCUUGUCAAAAAAACGCAAUAAUGUCGUCCACUCAACUCUCCUUCUCCCUCCGUGUUUCCUCUGGUGUCAAGACCGUUCAUCUGCUCGGCUCUUGGGACAACUACGUCGGCCAGCUUCCCCUCUCGAAGGACAAGUCUUCAUCCAAGUCCGGCUCGUGGAAGGGCACCUUCAAGUUCGGCGGCUCCACUCUGUCUGCCGGCCAGCGCUACUGGUACUACUACAUCAUUGACGGCUACCACGUCGCCCACAACCCCAGCGUAGCCUCCACCGUUGAGCCCACCACCGGCCGCGAGCUGAACAUCCUCGACCUGCCGUCCAGCGGAAAGUCGUCGAGCAAGUCGAGCUCAAAGUCCAGCAGCUCCAGCAGCUCUAAGUCGUCCUCCAAGUCCUCUUCCCACUCCUCGUCUCGCAGCUCCCGCCACUCCUCCAAGGACAAGGAUAGCAAGUCCAGCCGCCACCGCUCCUCGUCUCGCGACAUCCCCAAGGGUCGCCCCCUGUCCGUCUCCCAGAUCAAGGCCCCCAAGCCCAUGUCGCCCCACGCCACCCAGCACAUCCUCAACAGCGACUACUGCGACGACGAGACCAUCGAGGAGCUCACCGCCCGCUUCGGCGCCGCCGGCUUCGACGAGGAGGACAUCGUCACCGACUUCUCCAGCUCCCCCGUCUCAUCCACCGGCUCCAGCCUGUCCUACCGCUCCGACAACUCCAGCCCGAGCUCCUCCCUGUCCGGCUACAGCACCCCCGGCUCCGACGUCAGCACUUGCACCUGCGAGCGCUACGGCAUCACCCGCAAGGGCGACCGCGUCAAGAUCGACUGCGGCGGCGCCCGCUGCGGCUACGACGACAGCUCCGACUGCUCCGACUCCGAGGAGGAGGAGGAGUACGUCCCCUCCACUCGCCGCCACGGCAUUGUCGUGCGAUGAAGAGCCCAAUCCUGUCCUGGGAAGGGACCACCGAGAGAAAAAUACGAAGAAGAAGGCCCUACGUGGCCGUACAUUCAUUUCGUCGCGCGAUGCUGCCCCGUCGCUGCCGUCCGCCUCUAUGACGGCAGCGAGCCGGCGCUCGCCGACGGCUAAUCAUUGCAUCCACCGAGGGAGCGGUGCGGCCGAGCCGGUCUCGGCACGCCCGCCCCCUCGUUCCCAAUGGGUCGAUGCUGCGACCCCGCGCCGCGGCCGCCUGUCCGGGCCGCGCGUGAACUCCCGUUUCGUUUGUCACGUCUCCACACUGACAACAACGGAGCAUCCUCGCAUCCCUCCGUUCAAGGGAGAAUGCGGGACCGAGACUCCAGGGGAUGGAAAAGGAGUGUGCGGCAGCAAUAGCAGCAGAUGCACCCACUGUCUCUGCCGCCUCCGCCGCCGCCGUCGCUGCUCCUGGGGAUGGACUAUUUUCGCGGCCCUGGGCUGGGCUUUGGAAGGCCCGGGCAAGCCGCCCCAUGUAGACAGCGAAGCUACCGCCACAGGCGGAUUGGGUAGAUGCCUCUUGAAUCUAUUCAUCAAUGAACACAACCAAAA
Colletotrichum destructivum is the source of this 2123-nucleotide messenger RNA. Its product is annotated as Putative immunoglobulin-like protein. NCBI's taxonomy places the organism in Eukaryota, Fungi, Ascomycota, Sordariomycetes, Glomerellales, Glomerellaceae. The record is from RefSeq and is a predicted model, not a curated record. The transcript has a single exon. Bases 633 to 1535 code for a protein of 300 amino acids.